CUUGUAAAUGCAUUGUGCUGGAUGGACAGAGGAUGAUGUGUGAUGAGGAGUAGUGUAGUAUCAGCUGCCUCCCUCAUCCUACACACCACAAUGGGCUCUGCAGAAGGGACUACAGACCAGUCCUCACCAUGACUAGCAUCUCCUGGCUGACAGGAAAGCUGCAACCCUCCUGGACACAAUGGACACCAUCUCCAUCCUGCAGCCUUUAGGUUGACUUGGCUAGCUCUGUAUCUUCAUCCCCCUAUAAGAUAUGCCUCCACAGGAGCUGAUGUUGUAAGGUUCGCUUGAUAUCCAAAAAAGGACAAAGGUUUAUAGAUCAGAACAUUGUUAUCUGAGAUGGCAAGGCUUCGAAGGAAAGCAUGUAUUGCUCUUUUCCUUUUUACUCUCUUUAUUUUUGGAACUAUGAUGGGCUUGCGAACUUUAAAGCCCACAGAUGGCUUUUCUGACCUGGCUCCUGGCCUAGAGCUUAUGCCCUUUGGAGAACAAUCAGAGAAGCGGUCUGCUUCCAGUGAUGUUAUUUCCCAACCACAAGGCACUGCAAAUGCACCAGACCAAACAAAAGUGUACUAUGAUCUUCAUGUUUUCUACUACAUGUGGUAUGGAAAUCCUAAGUUUGAUAACAACUAUAUCCACUGGGAUCAUGUGAUGGUACCUCAUUGGGAUCCAAAAAUUUCAGCAAGUUAUCCAAAAGGUAGACAUAGUCCACCUGAGGAUAUUGGUUCCAGCUUUUACCCAGAGUUAGGACCCUACAGUUCUAAAGACCCAGAGGUCCUUGAAGAGCAUAUGAGGCAGCUGAGGGCAGCUGCUAUAGGAGUACUUGUGCUGUUGUGGUACCCCCCUGGUACAGCAGAUGAGAAUGGAGAAGCAGUGGAAAAUCUGGUACCACUAGUUCUGGAUGCUGCUCACAGAUACGAAAUAAAGGUGGCAUUUCAUAUCCAACCAUACAAGGGACGUGAUGAUCACACACUUCAUGAAAACAUUAAAUACAUCAUUGAUAACUUCGGAUCCCAUGCAGCUUUUUACAGAUAUAAAACAAGUACUGGUAAAAGCCUUCCUUUUUUCUACAUUUAUGACUCCUAUCUAACACCACCUGAAUCAUGGGCAAACCUACUGACAGUGACUGGCUCACACUCUAUCCGUAACACCCCUUAUGAUGCAGUUUUUCUUGGCCUGUUGGUAGAGGAAGGACACAAACAUGAUAUCCUUACAGCUGGGUAUGAUGGUAUUUACACAUAUUUUGCCUCCAAUGGUUUUUCUUUUGGCUCCUCACACCAGAACUGGAAAACUAUCAAAAGCUUCUGUGAUACCAAUAAUCUUAUGUUUGUACCAAGUGUUGGUCCUGGCUACAUAGACACAAGUAUCAGGCCAUGGAACAAUCAUAACACCAGGAAUAGAGUGAACGGAAAGUAUUAUGAAACAGCUCUUCAGGCUGCCCUCACUGUCCGUCCAGAAAUAGUUUCCAUUACAUCGUUCAAUGAAUGGCAUGAGGGUACCCAGAUUGAGAAAGCUGUUCCAAAGAAAACAGCCAAUCGUCUCUAUUUAGACUAUUUGCCGCACCAGUCUGAACUCUACCUUGUUCUUACAAGGAAAUGGGCAGAACACUUCAACAAGGAAAAAGAACAAUGGCUUAUGUGAGCUCAAGCAACAAAAUUUCUACUUGGAAGAAGUUAAACCAAUAAGUCGGUGAGAAUGAUGACGCAUGCAUUUGUGACUGCCAUUUGCUGGAAGACUACUAAGUGGAGUUUGUCUGAAAUUGUAUGAGAGAAAUUUACAUUAAAUAAACUUCUAAGGAAAAUA
Hyla sarda is the source of this 1797-nucleotide messenger RNA. It is a transcript of the gene MANEAL, whose product is annotated as mannosidase endo-alpha like. Bases 337 to 1635 code for a protein of 432 amino acids. Gene Ontology annotation, molecular function: alpha-mannosidase activity. NCBI's taxonomy places the organism in Eukaryota, Metazoa, Chordata, Amphibia, Anura, Hylidae. The record is from RefSeq and is a predicted model, not a curated record. Gene Ontology annotation, cellular component: Golgi apparatus. The transcript has 5 exons.